UCACUGGUGGGUUUCCAGCUCGUUGCACUGCCAGCGGCCACAGCUUCACCAAUGGUCCUCCUUCACAUGGAAUAAAAGGGAAUGUAUACUAAUAGUAAAAGUAGCAGCAGACACCUCAAAUGAUGGUUAAGUUUCCAGCAAAUGGAUCUACUGUGACCUGGUUUUGACUUUGAGUUGAGGUGUGUGUGUGUGUGUGCGCGUGUGUGUGUGUGUGCGUUCGUGCGUGCGCGUGCCUCGCUCUCCACACUCCCUCACUUCUUCCUCCGCCGCAUCCCAUCAUGACUCCAGAAGCGACACCCGCCUCCACGCGCACAGCAUCCCGCCGCUGACAACCUACAACUCGCUGUAAACCCCCGCUGUGCCGGUCGCGUGCUCCCGGGGGGGGCACAGCGGUUCUCUGGCUUUAGGGGACGGGGGGGACCGGAGGCUGUUCGUAGACUCCCGCGGUCCGCAUGGAUGUGGCAGCGGCAGGGGGGACGUCUCUGCCGGGCGUCCGACUCCGGAAUCGACCGAUGCAAGUGAUGCCGAACCAGAGGAAGGUCAAGGCGAGGCGGAAGAGACGAAAGGAGUUGCUUUUAAUCCAGAUAUGUUUGUUCGGCGGCUUGCUGCUGGUCGUGAAGGGGCUUUCCUACUUUGCGGAGCAUUCAGGUUUUCAUGUCUCCAGCCACGGCAGCGACCACCAGGAGAGAUGGGGCGGGAGAAGAUUACUGCAGGAAACGGACAACAGCAGCCUGGAGGAAAUGGAGAAGGAAGAAUCCAAAAACUGCACUACUCCAGCUCUGCACGAGUUCCCCACAGACCUGUUCACCCACCAAGAAAGAACAGAAGGAGCCGUGGCCCUGCAUGUCCUGUGUACCAUCUACAUGUUCUGUGCCCUGGCCCUCGUCUGUGACGACUACUUUGUGCCCUCGCUGGAGAAGCUGUGUGAGCGGCUCGACCUCAGCGAGGACGUAGCAGGAGCGACCUUCAUGGCCGCUGGCAGCUCGGCUCCUGAGCUCUUCACCUCCAUCAUAGGUGUGUUCAUCACCAAAGGUGACGUGGGUGUUGGGACCAUCGUGGGUUCAGCUGUCUUCAACAUCCUCUGCAUCAUCGGUGUGUGUGGCUUUUUCGCCGGCCAGGCAGUGAAGCUCUCUUAUUGGGCUCUUCUCCGAGAUUCCAUAUUUUACACCUUUUCUAUCAUCGCCCUCAUUGCGUUCAUCUACGAUGAGAAGGUGUGCUGGUGGGAGUCCCUUGUCCUGAUUCUCAUGUAUGCAGUCUACAUCCUCAUCAUGAAGUUCAACGGUAGGGCGCAUCGCUACUUCGACCGCCGAAAGGGGGGCUCUGGGAAUUUGUCCAACGGGCUGACAGGAAGUACUGAUCUGGAGGAUAACGUCUCGUGUGAUGCUACGGCAGUGCUGUUAAAGAAAGCGAACUUCCAUUGUACGCCGUCUGUGCUGAUGGUGGACGAGCUGCUGUCUGCGUACCCCCACCAGCUGUCCUUCUCCGAGGCCGGCAUGAGGAUCAUGAUCACCAGCCACUUCUCCCCCAGAACCCGCCUCACCAUGGCCUCUCGCAUGCUCAUCAACGAAAGACAAAGAGUGAUCAACACCACUGAGACUCAAGUCAACUGCAUCAACGGCGACCAUGAUUCCGCCGCCAGGGCUCAGGGGAGGCGGGGCUUAGGGAACGGGAUGGGUGGAGCUGAGCAGGGUCUGAACGGGAGGUGUAGACUUCAGCGCCUGGAGUCUGCCAACAAGCCAGAAAACGAAAAUGAGGAUAAUGAGAACAACGAGAACGACGGGGAAGGAGAGGGAGAGGAUGACCAUAACGGCCCGCUCGCGCCUUUCAAAGUUCCAGCCGGGGCCUUCAACAAGCUCAAGUGGCUUACAAUGUGGCCGCUGUCCCUGCUUCUGUUCCUCACCGUGCCCAACUGUGCCAAGCGGCGCUGGGAGAGAUGGUUCAUGGUCUCCUUCUUCACCGCGACCAUGUGGAUUGCUGGUCUUUCCUACAUCAUGGUCUGGAUGGUGACGGUGAUCGGCUUCACUCUGGGAAUUCCAGACGUCAUCAUGGGCAUCACCUUCCUAGCAGCAGGCACCAGUGUCCCAGACUGCAUGGCUAGUGUUAUAGUGGCACGGCAAGGUAUGGGAGACAUGGCCAUCUCCAACUCCAUCGGCAGCAAUGUGUUCGACAUCCUGGUGGGCCUGGGCCUGCCCUGGACUCUGCAGACGCUCUGCAUCGACUACGGCUCCAACAUCUAUCUCAACAGCAGAGGACUCAUAUUCUCCGUUGGACUCCUGCUAGCUUCAGUAUUUGUCACAGUCCUUGGCGUCCAUCUGAACAAAUGGACUCUGGACUGGCGACUGGGCCUGGCCUGCCUCAUCUUGUACGCCGUCUUUCUGUGCUUCUCCAUCCUCAUCGAGUUCAACGUCUUCAUCUUCGUCAACCUCCCCAUGUGCAGAGACAUCCACUGAGCUCCCUCGCGCUCCUCUCCUGCAUCUUCUUCUUCUCCUUCUGGUCGAUGGAGGAAAGCUCACCUGGCUUCCAGUUUCUCCGCGCCUCGAAAACAAGUCCCACCUUUUUACUUUCAAAUUGAAAAAUAGAGUUGCGUAUGAUUUACCUUUGGUGUGAUAGGGCAGAGCUGUAGAUAGUUUGUUGGGACCGGACAGGAGGCGCGUAGAGAGAGAGAGAGAGAUGGCCUCCAAAUGUCUCAUAGAGCCAAACGUCUGUCUGGAGGGAACUAAACUGUAUGGACUCCACUGCUGCUGCUACUGACUGGAGAGACAAGGAUACGCUGCACUAAGACAUUCUUUGUUACUCUUUGUAAAGGUUUGGGAAUAAGCACACCGUUUAGCUAUUUUGAAUUUAAACCUGGCAUUCUCUGUGUGUAUAUAUGUCUAUAAAUAUAAUAUUAGCUGAUAAAUGGGACCACUGGCUUGCUAAGCCCAAUGAUCCGGUGACGUCAUUCUGUGUUUUACUGUGGAGAUCUGGUCCAGAUGUGACCCACGCUCAGCACCGGCUACCCAGCAUGCUGUACUCACAGGUCAACUGUAGCUUUGCACUGACAGUCUGAUGUUUAACACACGGCCCACGUAGACACAUGAGGGCUUCAUAUAAUGACACAUACACAUUGCGAAGGGAUCUGCCUGGAUCCAGCAUCCAGCACUGUCACUUUACAAAUACUAUUUUAUCAUUGUAAAGCGUCUACAGGUGCCCUAUACAUAGAACUACUGAAUUUAAAGUUCCCUCAAGUCCUUAGAUCUCAUAUUCAUGUUUAAGAAUCUGUUUGAGUGUAUUAAUUGUUACUUAUUAAAGCCAAAAGUAUUUUUAGAAUAGGAGUAUAAACGAUUUGGACUUAAAAGUCUGCUUGUGUGCGUGUGUGUGUGUGUGUAUGUGUGUGUGCCACAGUCUCUAGGGUGAAGGCAAGAUAUGACUGCUACUGGGAAGACAUAAUCAUGAUUUAUUUAUGAAUUAAUUUAUUCAAGGAUCAUGUCUAACCACCAGUCUCAGCCCUUUGGACGGACACAGUGUAUUUACUGGAAUGUACAUUGUACUAAAUAUAAUCCAAGUACUGGAAACUGGCUUGAUGUUGUUUAUAUUUAAGAAUAGCGCUUUAUCAAUUAUACAUUUUGUAGAGUUUGGAAAGUUCUUGCAGGAUUUGCAUAUUAGUACAAACAAUGGGAGGUGAGGACCAUCCGUCUAUCCAAGGCUUGAACACCUGCUUGUCUUGAGCCAAAAUAAACCCUCGUUAACAGCAUGUGUUCAAAGUAAAUUGUAUUUUAAUUUGUACCUUGAAGGAUUCUUAUUGGCAACUGUCAUACUAAAUAGAGCUUUUAAUAUCCAGCCACUAGAGAGCGCUGUUGAGCUGUGUCGGUCCGUUACCAUGGAGAAGGCAGAGGGGGAGUAUCCCCAGGUAGUAAUUACAUUCUGAUACACACCGCUCGGUUUGCAUGCUUAAUUCAUUAUUCCGAUUAUUUUGUGUAUAAUUGAAUGCAUCUCCAAGAUCAACGUGUGUCUCUUGGAGGCUCAGCUAAUAACUGAGCAGUUCUAUUGACGUCUAUACUGUUAUUAGAAUGUAGGACUACAACAGUUACUGUUCAGUUGAUCACUGUCCUUUUAUGCUCAUGUCGCUGGAAUUGUUUGUAAAUCCUUAUUUUUUGUUGAUGACGACUUCUGGGCACAGUGAUGAAGAUGUUGGCCUCGUUCCCAGGGGUCCUCUAGCAAUAAACUGAUUUACAUAAGCAAACCACUUCUGCAUGUCUUUAUGGGUUUGUCACUGAACUGAUGAUUAGUUUCACAGCGAGGUAGAAAUAGUAAUAAAGUGAGCCACUGAAAUGAUUUAUCUACAACAACAAAAAUAAAAAACAGAAGUUCAAAAUUACUUUGAGCACAUUCUGUCUCCAAUAACUGUAUGUGUCAUUUUUUGUGGUAAAAUGGACAUCAUAUUGUGUAACAUUUCUACAGCCUCUACCGCUCAGCCUCAGCUAAAACAUACUU
Pungitius pungitius (ninespine stickleback) is the source of this 4473-nucleotide messenger RNA. RefSeq names its product sodium/potassium/calcium exchanger 3-like. Gene Ontology annotation, molecular function: calcium channel activity; calcium, potassium:sodium antiporter activity. The transcript is spliced from 17 exons. NCBI's taxonomy places the organism in Eukaryota, Metazoa, Chordata, Actinopteri, Perciformes, Gasterosteidae. Bases 453 to 2450 code for a protein of 665 amino acids. Gene Ontology annotation, cellular component: plasma membrane. The record is from RefSeq and is a predicted model, not a curated record. Gene Ontology annotation, biological process: intracellular calcium ion homeostasis; calcium ion transmembrane transport.